Vigna umbellata (rice bean) is the source of this 1095-nucleotide messenger RNA. RefSeq lists its product as uncharacterized. Gene Ontology annotation, molecular function: zinc ion binding. The record is from RefSeq and is a predicted model, not a curated record. Lineage: Eukaryota; Viridiplantae; Streptophyta; Magnoliopsida; Fabales; Fabaceae. Gene Ontology annotation, biological process: regulation of DNA-templated transcription.
AUGUCUACGACUCAUAGAAGUGAGGGAAUGAAUGCUUUUUUUGAUGGAUUUAUCAAUUCGACAACCACACUUCAACAAUUUGUGGUUCAAUACGACAAUGCCGUUAGGGUAAAGGCGCAGAAGGAAAUAGAAGCGGACUUCUCGUCCAUGAACACCACUAUUGCAUGUGGCUCUCAGUCACCGAUUGAGAGACAAUUUCAAGUCGAAUACACACAUGCAAAGUUUGAGGAGGUCCAAACUGAAUUCCAUUCAAGGAUGAAUUGUUUCAUCAAAGACACCUUAAAGGAGGACUUACGGAACCAUUACACUAUAAAAGAGGAACGAAUGUGGGAGGGUAAUCGUUUACCAGAUAAAUUUUACGAAGUUCAAUUUCAUCCCCUGACACAGACAAGCACUUGCUCUUGCCAACUAUUUGAGUUUAGAGGAAUUAUAUGUCGUGAUUCCCUCUUGGUAUUUGGUCAAGAAGAUGUUUACAGUGUUCCCUCACAAUACAUUUUGCGGCGUUGGAGCAAAAAUAUCCGGAGAAGACACACACUAAUAACAGCAUCGUAUAGUAAUUCCACUAAUGAACCACGCAUGGAAAGAUACAAACUGUUGUGCAAACGUUUUUAUGAAAUUGCUGAAGUUGCAUGUGAGUCUGAGGUUGCUAGUACUGAAUUGGAAAAAGAAAUUAAUUGUUUGGGUAAAAAAUUUGGGUUCAGUUCUUCCAUGACAAAUAACAUCAUUAGUGAUGCAGGCCAACUAAGAUACGAUACUGGUGCAUGCACGUCAAUACCACAUAGUCCAGUUGGAACAUCUGAUGUCCUUGUACACAGUCCUGCAACUGUUAAGCGAAAAGGACGUCCACGCACAAUCAGGUUGAAGUCCACUAUUGAGAAAAGAACCCAAAGAAAAAAGUCAGCUUUGUUCACAAAGACUUCAAUACCACCUACCGAACAAUGCGGGGAAAGGGCAUCUAAUGUUGUUGAACGUGAUGACCAUGCACAGUUUCAAGCCGACUCUAUCCAACUAUCACAAGAUACCGAAAUGGGUCAUUUUGGAUUUUUGUCGUUGUUGUCAGCUGUACAUAACAAUUUCGAUAACAACUUCAGUUGA